Messenger RNA from Ostrea edulis (European flat oyster), 2081 nucleotides. RefSeq lists its product as uncharacterized. The transcript has 2 exons. The coding region runs from base 270 to 1157 and encodes 295 amino acids. NCBI's taxonomy places the organism in Eukaryota, Metazoa, Mollusca, Bivalvia, Ostreida, Ostreidae. The record is from RefSeq and is a predicted model, not a curated record.
AAUCUUCCAGUCGCUAUCAGUCGACGUCCUCACUGAACGGACCUCGGGGAGGUGUAUUGUAUUCUUCUGAAAUAAAUGCACGUCGUAUAAACUUAUUGAAAAGUCUAAACUGACAGCUGCAUUGAAUUCACUUCAAUAAUUGCUUUCCUUUAACGAGUGUGUACACUAUAUAAAAUGUGUCUAUAGAAGAGAGUACGUGCUGGAAAAUGUUUACACGGCUCGGUGUGUAAGUGCACAGCCUCAAGAGUUCUACUAACCAGGACUUAAUCAUGGACUCGGAAGACUACCGAACAUCCAAUCAUGAUUUAACAGAGGACACCACGAAGGAAAAUGAAAUGAAGAGACGGACAGACAGACACCUAGUUCGACCGCUGGGUCUAGUGGUGAGAGAGAGCCGAAUGGAACGACAUAUAGAGAAAGCACUGUUUCGAAAUCAAGUGAAACUUCUCAGUGACCUGAUACAGGCGAGGAAAACGCAGAGUGCUCCGCUCCCGGAAAUGACCCCCAGACUGUUCUCCAGUCGCCUCUCGCAUCAUUCCAUCACCAUUGAGGAAAAAUUCAAAUACGUCAACAACGCCCAUCAUGCGCGCUACUUUAACCCGGUGUCACAGACUGUUUUAAAUGCUGCAGACAGAAGACUGGAGAAUUACCCGCUCCGGACUGUUCCCUCCUCCUGCCACCGUCACGCGGAAGUCAGCAAUCGGAUGAAGUCCGCCCACUGUGAUGUCUUUGGUCCAAAAUUCUGCUCUGACUGUUCUCGUAUAAAGAAAAGAGUCAAAAGCGCUCAAGAUCAGAAAUUGUUUUUUCCUAAUAUUUCAAUCCAAUCCAAAGCGCUCGUGGCGCCCGAAAAAACAGAACGGAUUUUGUUACAACACGAGGGGAACUAUUUUUCAAGCCCCUCGGGGGAUUCGACAGUCUACGAUCUGAGUAGUAUAUGUAAAGGGCCAGAUGGAGGCGGACCGCAUGUAUUUCCUGAAAACGAAAUUCUAGACAGGGUCAGAAGUGCUAAAAGACUCCAAGUCCAACAGGAAAUCGAAAGAGCGGAUAAAGAAGUAGCUCCGGUGGCGCCACCUAGUAGCAGGCGGAAUUCUAUCUCCCAGCUAUCACAGUUUCCGCAAAACAGUGACAUGCGCAUAACAGUUUCGUUUGUUGUUUGAGAUGUGUUUAAUUUACAUGUAUAUUUUGUUGAAUAUGUACAUUAUUUUGAUUUUGUUGGUGUGUUGUUUAAUGUACACCCGUUAAAACCAAACCCAUGUUUUAAAUGUUUAUCGCUUGUGACGUCAUGAAGAUUCUCGGGUAUUAGUGAGGAGUUUUGGUUUACUAUAUUACGUUCUAAUCAAGAAUUUUUCACUCAUACAGAAAUGUACCUAACUGAAGGUGAAGAGUCACAAAGUUAGACCUGCGUAUACACAUAACACUCAGGUCCGUGACAUACAGGUUCUGUAUCGUUCCAACGUCUGCCGUGAAACGCGUCAUUCAUUGUUAAGGUUGAGUUCGAAAGGUCGGCGACUUUCACUUGUAACACUGCAUGGGGGAUCGAAUGAACAGUUUCUGCCUUUUUUAUCGAUGCAAGGUGAAGAUAGCGAACAGUGAUCAAUCUCAUAACUCCUAUAAGCAAUACAAAUAUAUAGUUGGGCAGACACGGACCCCUGGACACACCAAAGGUGGGAUCAGGUGCCUAGGAGGAGUAAGCAUCCCAUGUUGACCGGUCACACCCGCCGUGAGUCCUAUAUCCUGAUCAGGUAAACGGAGUUAUCCGCAGUCGAAAUCAGUGUGCCAAGAACGGCUUAACAAUCGGUAUGAAACACGUCAGACAGCAUUUGAUCCAAUGAUAGGUUGUAUUUACGAACUAGAUCGUUAUAACGACCAUAGAAUUUGCGAAAUGCUGACUUCAAUCGAGACUGUUGAUCUUCUACUAAGGCACCUAGCGGUCAUGGCAGCUUAGUAGGUCUAGGAUGCACGUUUUGCUACAGCGAGGCCCAGAUUCGAUUCACUGUCAAUCUGCUUUGUUUCACAAAUGUACGACCAACAAAUAUAUCGAGUUUCGUAUGAACUUUUCCAAUAAAGUCGGGUCACCUGUA